Actinia tenebrosa (Australian red waratah sea anemone) is the source of this 3007-nucleotide messenger RNA. RefSeq lists its product as uncharacterized. Lineage: Eukaryota; Metazoa; Cnidaria; Anthozoa; Actiniaria; Actiniidae. The record is from RefSeq and is a predicted model, not a curated record.
AUGGAAAAAGAAAUGCCACAAGACCCAGAAAGGAUGCAGUCUCUUCACUCGAAACUUCAUCAAGAGGCGGAAAAGAUAAGACAGUGGAAAACAUCAACAGAAAUUGAACUAAAGCAAAAGGAAAGAAGGCUUGUAGAAGCUUCUCAAAAGCUAGAGACACAAAGAAACGCAAUACUCGAGCUACAGCUCCACAAUGAACGCAUCAGCUCAAAGCUGCAAGACGAGAUGGCUUGUCGACAAGAAGUUGAACAAAAAGUCACUUCUACGAGGAUCAUGUGCAACGCCUUGAAAGAUCAUUUCGCUCAUCUUAAUAAAAAGAUAAAGGAAGGAGAAAAUGAUCGCGAUGAACUGAAGCUUAUAGAUAAACACCGUAUGGAUCAAUAUCAGGAAAUGCUUAUCAAAUUUCAAGAACUGGAAAUCGACCAAAAGAAAAAACUUGACAGCAUGAAGGCAAAAGUUGAGGAAGAAAAGGACAGAUACGAAGAUUGUAUUUCGAAUUUACAACAUCAGAUAAGUUAUCUAACAACAGAAGGAGAAGAAAUUCAGAAAAAGAUUGACAUUAUGAAAACGAGCGUGACGGAAAAGGACAAGGAAUGCGAAAGACUAAAGAAAGAAAGAGAUAAUCUUAAAGACAGAAUAAACAAGAUGGAUAGUGCAAUAAUUUCACUGCAAGUAACAUUAGAGAACACGGAUGAAAUGCUGUUGCGCAGUAAGGAAGAAACAAAAAAUAUGGAAGAAGACCUAAAUUUCAGCAAAAGCAAGUUAGAAGAAUGUGAAGAAAUAGCGUCGCAGCAACGCGAAGAAAUAGCAAAGAUUGAGGAGAACUAUCAAGAGGAUAUUCGUAAACUGAAAGAACAGAUUACAAACUUGCAAGAGAAUGCGGAGAAUAAACAGAAAAGGUUGGAAGAAUGUAUUGUUAAAUAUACGAAAUCUAUGAAUGAAAUCCAGCUACUAGAAAAAAAAUUAGAUUCUGUUUUGAAGGAUAAUGACGCAAUCAUGGAGGAACUCGAAAUAUUAAGAAAAGAAAAGACUGUGUUUGAAGAUCUAAAGCGCAAAUUCCAAGAAUCAAAGAAUGAUAUCUCAACUCUUCAAAAGGAAAAGGCUGUUUGGUCAGAGAAAAUCAUGGAAAAGGAGGAAAGUAUAAGAAACCUAAAACAGGAAAUCGUGAAUAUGAAAGAUAAUCAGAAAGAACAAGCCAAAAUCAAAGAAGAAAUUCAGUGUGUUCUUGAUCAAGAAAAGUCUGUGAACUCGAAGCUACAGCAUGAGCUACAACAAACAAAGGAGAAGGAGAAAGAAAGGAUGAAAAUGCAUGAAGAUUACACAAGGCUUAAAGAAAAAUCCGUCGCUUUGGAAGAAAAGUAUGAAAAGCUAAAUGAGUAUGUCGAGGAACAACAUCACAAGACAACUGCAUUAAUGCAACAGGAAGAUGCCAACGUCAAGAAGUUGAGAAAUGAAGCGCAGGAAAAGGAAAAGCGCACAAAAUCAUUGGAGAAAAAGUACGAGAACCUUCAGGCACAAUUGGGUACAAAGACAAAGACAAUCAAGGAACUUCAACAAGAGGUAAAGAGUCUCAAGAGUAAGAUGACUUCCCAGACUAAACAAUCAGAUAAACUCGAGCACCAGGCCUCAUCACUGUCGGACCAAGUGAAGAACAAAAAUGAAGAAAUAAAAGAUCUUACAACACAGGUUGCAUUAGUUCUUCUCAAAAAAUCUAAUGACCAACAAGAAGCAACAAACAAAUCACUAUUAUCCUUCGAGCAAAAGAUUGAAAGCUUAAAGAAAGAGUUAAAAGAAAAAGAAAAGAAAACAAUUUACCUUGAAGAAGAAGCUGUAAAGUUAAAAGAGUUGUCAGAUCAGUCUGUAAAAGAUAAAGAUGAUGCAAAAAAGACGUUUGAGCAACAAAUGGCUGAACUUUGUUCGACAUUGGAAAAAUACAAGAUGGAGAAUGAACGAAUCGUUGCCCAAAAAGACCGGGAACUAAACCUAAUGCGACAAAAACUGAAAGGGGAUAAGGAGGAGUCUACUCAGGUCCAAGAAAAAAAGAUGAAAGAAAUGAAAGAAAAGAUUGCUUCACUCCAAAAACACUUAGAAACUGCAGCCGAAAAACAGAAAGAGCUGGCUUCAGCCUUAGAAAAAGAGCAAGGAACUGUUCUUUCUCUUCAAAACCGCUUGUCAGACGAAAAGGAAAACAUGAAAAGCCCACGCACGCCUCGAAAGGGAACAGAACAUCAGGUUCCAGAAACACCUGAAGUAUCAAAGAAACUUGCAGGGACUACAGAAGGGUUCUGGACACCCCAAACAAGUGCAAUGACGACACCCAAGGGUAUUAGGACCCCAACUAUUGUACGAAGCAUUUUAAAAGACCAGUCAGGUGGUUCCAAGAAAAGGCGAGUUGUAUUUGCCGAAUCAGAUGUGGCUGUAUCAAUAUCUUCAUCUGAUGACGAAGAAUGCUUGCCCAAAACCAAUAAGGAGGUGACUGACGACAAAGAAGUUAAUGUGGAUGAUAGGAAAGUUCCAUCUCAUGUAAGCAAACCGAAUGUGCGUCAUUCUCCCAAACCAGCAUCUUGGAAAGAGGACGAGAAUAAGACUGUUUCUAAAACACAGCAGCUUGUUGUAAAUGAAACCAAGCCACUAAAACCCGUGCCAAGAGGAAAGCCAGUGAGGAAACCAAAAAAGAUGAAAAUGAGCAAGGAGGAUACAGAUGAGCUGACAAAGUUUAAAGAUCUUUUCCCUGACAUAAAGAAUACAGAAACGUUGCUGGCUAAAACACCUGCUGGUCGAAAAACGUCAACAGAGAAGAAGAAGAACGCCCCAUUCAAAAGCAAAAUAAAAGAAAUCAAGCCUAUUAUCAAAAAGAAAACGACGGGAGAUGAUAUUUUAGAUUGGUUCGACACAGAUGCUCUUUUUGGGUUCGGAGAAUGCGACGAAUAAUAAAUAAGUAACCAUUAAUAUUAGGCCUGAACCGGUUGUUAGUUCCUAGCCAAGAUUUUGGUUUGUUUAUGCAAAC